AUGUUCCAAGUUUUAUUGUUCCUUCUGGCCGGAGUCUCGGCUAGCAGCGAACCCAUCAAGCCGUUGGGCGUCCUUGACUUUCGUCGGGCCAGAAUUCAAGGUCUCAAUCCAGGAGAAGAAUUCCAAAUCGAAUUGACGCUUAAAAAUCAGGCUGAAAUUGUUCUUCGUGGAAGAACCACAGAAGAGUCGUUCGAUGACAGUGCCUUGUUGUUAAACCUGACCAUAAAAUUAAGUGAAGGAGCAACACUCAGGAUAGGCGGUGAGAGAAUUAACUGAGGGCACGGCCAACGUUUAUUAUAGGCAUCGUCAAGACAAAAGCCCUACCAAUACGGGAUCAUGUCAGCAUCAAACUCAGUUACAAAGACGGCCGGAACUUCAGCGUCAUAAUUGAUGACAACACGUUCUAUGAAGGACCAGGUGGCUUUGCAGUUGAUACACGAUACAUCGGAAUUCAUGGCGAUGCGUUGGUGACAAAGCUUGAUGUGGAAGAAUCAAAUACGAUAAAGAUCAUUAACAACGUUGCAACUAUCAGCCUAAAGGAAGGUAGGAGUUUCAACAACGUCUUCUGCAUUUAGCACUUAGCAUCUAUUGAGAAAUUCUGUGAAAAAUUUUUUUAUACAAGAGGUAGUAAACGAAUAUCAUGUACUAAUAUCUUUUUAGGAGACUCUUUGACACUUGAAUUCCGCAAAUCGUAAGUGGGCUAUUAGAGAAGGGGACUAAUGGGGGGAAAGACGCUUUAGCAAUCUCGGAAAUAUUCUGUUAAAUAAUACUCCAGUGAAAAGUGCGCACAUCAAAUUCCAUACAAAAAAUCGUAGAUAAUGGAGAAUUUAAGCCUACCAUGCAUAUAGGACUAUCAAAAAAUUAAAUUUUUGAGCAAUUCUUAAGUAUAUAUACAGGUACAUGUACAACGCGUUUGGUUAUGCGCAACAUCGAUGUUUACGGUCUAAAAAUUGAGCAGUUGGGCUAGUCACCUUUUUGGGCCAUUGUCCCAAUGGUCUUUUCCCCACUAGUCCCCCUCUCUAAUCGUCUUUUUCCUCAACAGUCCGCCGUAUAUCCGCUUGGCACUGCUGGAUCAGUAUGACAACCAGAACCUGUAUAUGUUUACUGGUAACCCUUACAUUUGGAUCAACCGGAAUACCGGCGAAGGACACGUUCCGAAGCCUUCUCUGUCAUUUAGUUACAAAUACAAUUCAGCCGGUGUAAUCCUAGUCUUCAAGAACACGCUUCAAGGCCUUGAGCUUUACGCCAACGGGGGUUUUGUAACAUUAUGGAAACACGACGAAAGCGCAACUAAUCGAGCAUAUGAUCGACUCUAUAUUGACCCAAAUCAUUUGGGAUACUUAAAAAGCAGCUCCAUUUCCAGGAAGAAAUAG
Molecule: messenger RNA, 1373 nt
Organism: Bursaphelenchus xylophilus (pine wood nematode)
Lineage: Eukaryota; Metazoa; Nematoda; Chromadorea; Rhabditida; Aphelenchoididae
Source: the annotation of a GenBank genome assembly